UUGUCUUUUCCACAUAAACAUUAUCCACAAAAAUGUUAGAUAAUUGUAUUAGUAUGGAGUGUGGACCAAAUGAAAAAAGGACAAAGAAAUCUUAGCUUGGCUAGCUGCCCUAAAACCCCAUUAGAAAAAUAUCUUUGAUCUCACAAGCAAAUAUCCUCCCUCAUCAAUCGUCAUAUAGAAUAUAGGUGUACAUUUUCUCCUCUCAAUACUCAAAAAACUAGACAGAUUUUCACUCUUCUUUAAUCCAACUGUUUAAAGAGUGUCAAGAAUGGAAAGCCAAGUUAUAAGGCGUAGGAUCGACACCAUUUCUGGUCAUCUUGCUGUUGGGAUCAUCACUGAAGAUGUCACUGCACCCAAUUCCCAUUUAUUUCCUUUGAACUGCAGCAGCAAUCCAUGCACUUCAUUACGAAGGCUCGAUAACAGAAUGCACUAUGGACGCCAAUCAUCCGCCUCACAAGGCUAUUUUAUGAGGCAGGCUAUCAAUCCUGUAGAACAGGGAAACCCGGUUACCAGACCUGCAGUAUGUUCUGCAAAACGCGUAAAUGAAGCAAAGGGUAUUGCAUCCGAGCCACCAUUAUAUUCUCGCCCUGGCUCAACCGAGCCACUCUUUUCCAGACCCGUUGAGGAGGAAUCAUACUGUUCUUAUAUUGGUUCAACUGAAUCGUUCGAGCAAUAUAAGGUAUUACCUACAUCAGAGUGUCCGACGGUUUCCAUACUGCAAGAGAAGCAAGUCACUUCCACAAGAAACAUAUUUUCUUCUCAAAAUGGAAGUCAAUGGUUGCCAAGGAUAAACGUUGUUGAAUCAAGAACUAGCCAUGUAAUCACGGUAGAACUUCCUGGAGUCAAGAUAAACGAUAUUAGAGUGGAGAUCGAUGACAAAAACUUAAUUGUGAGAGGAAAACGCACGAUGAAAUGGUGGAGAAGCUCGGGUUGUGGGAAUGAUUCUAGCACGACCUACCACAGGCAGGAGAUUUCGCAAGGACCUUACCGACUCAUGUGGCCACUGCCAACCGGUGUAAACAAGAACUCUGUAUCCGCGGAGCUUGUGGAGGGAAUACUUCAUAUCACGAUCCCAAAACUUUGAGCCUAUGAUUCAGAAGCGAGGAUAUGAUGAUUGCAAUUCGUUCGUAUGCGAGUCGAGAGGAUUCCAUAGACACGUAUUAUUAGUAUAUACAUAUGAGAAACGCGGAGAAUAUCAAGUAUGAAAUUGUGUACCCUUUGUUAUAUAGUCUCAUGUUUUUAUACGUUAAUCAAAAGAUACGAACAAAGUCGAGUGCUAUGUACCUUUGCUAUAUAUUUCCCGGUUUACUUGCA
Molecule: messenger RNA, 1314 nt
Organism: Amaranthus tricolor (Joseph's coat)
Lineage: Eukaryota; Viridiplantae; Streptophyta; Magnoliopsida; Caryophyllales; Amaranthaceae
Exons: 6
Coding region: 269-1084 (271 amino acids)
Biological process (GO): protein folding; protein complex oligomerization; response to salt stress
Source: RefSeq, a predicted model, not a curated record